UCUUGUCGUUUUUGGGAGAUAAAACCCAGAGGUGGCGAUGAAUUUUGCCGCGCAGUUCUUCUACUCCACAGGUUUAAAAAAUGGAUUAUCGCGGGAAGAGAACGAAGAAGAAAACGAAUAUGACCCAUUCUGGCAAAGGUUGGACUAAAUUGCCCUGUUGAUGUAGAACUUUAGAGUGUUGCUUUUCCUCCUCUAAAAAAUUAUGGACAGUCCCACGUUUGCGCCCGCAGCCAGAUCAGUGGCUCUUGCCUCCCGUGGACCCCACCUGCCUUCUUAUAGUGCAGUAGUUCGAACGCUUGUUCGCUUCUUCGUUUUUUUUGUUGUUCUGCUUUAUAGCUCUGGAAAGAUGUUAUUUGCAAAAAAGAGUGGCGAAAGUAAACCCAAGAAGCUAGCGGCAUCUGCCAGCUCUGAAUUACAUUUGCAUAAGGAUCGACAAAAAAGAAACAGCAGGGCUGAGCAAAGGCGAUCGUCCAUCCACCCGGAGAGACUGAAAGGUUUUGGGGAGGAAGAGGAAUUAAACGGGGGAGUGAAGACAUGGGAAAUGAAGAUAAUUAGCCAAGAGGAGGAAAAACUGAAUGAUUCUGCCACCUGCCCAGAGGUGGCCAUUAGCAAACCGAUUUACACGACCUGCAAAAAAAUCCAAGAGAUCAGCGCUGCGGCACUCAAGAUCCAGCAUGGAGUCCUGAAGACCCCUUGCACGUAUUCUAGGCUUUCAAAGCAAUACGGAAUGGAAAUAUAUCUAAAGAAAGAACUUCUUCAGUAUACCGGAACUGCGAAGGAGCGAGGCGUACUUUACCUUUUGAUGUCUUUAAGAGAGGACCAGCAAAGAAACGGCGUGAUUGUGGCCUCAGAUUGCAACUUCUCCAUGGCUGUCGCAUACCACGCCUCGGAGCUGCACAUUCCUGUCUUUGUCAUCAUGUCCGCUUGCACCCUGCCGACCCGAGUGAAGAUGUGCCGCGAGUAUGGUGCCAUGGUCAUUUCCUAUGGUUCUACUGUCAAAGACUCUCACCUGCAUGCCAGGAGACUGGCCCAAGAAAACAACUACUUGUACCUCGAAGAAGAUGAUAGUGCUAUCUAUCUAUCAGGGCUGGGGACCAUGGGUUUGGAAAUCUAUGAACAGGUGCCCAAAUUGGACGCAGUGAUAUUGCCAGCGGGGAUUCCCAGUGGAUUGCUGGCCAGCAACUCUGCGGUCUUGAAACAUCUGAAUCCGCAGGUCUUCGUGGUGGGUGUAGAAUUGGAGAACAUCCCUGUGGAUCAGCAGUCGUUAAAGAUGGGACAACCUGUUGAAGAUCACACUUACAGCCAUCCUCAAUUUUACAGAGAAUUGAAUGGUUUUGGCACCAACUCUUUUCAACUAACAGGGAACUGGGUUGAUAAAGUUGUAACCGUGAGGGAAGAAGACGUCUUGAUUUCUAUGCUGAGGUUGCUGGAAUACGAACAUGUGGCUGUUGACGCAGAAGGAGCCCUUGCGCUGGCUGCCCUCGUGGCUGGGAAACUGCCAGAAUUAAAGGGCAAAAGAGUGGCUGUAGCUGUGAGCAGUGGAAACAUGGAACUCCCUCUGAUGAGGCAGUGCAUGGAUCAAGCCCUUACUCUAGAUAACAGAGUGUGCAAAUUUACUGUCACAACCGUUGACUGCCCAGGAGAGAUUUCAAAGCUACUGGAGACCUUAGCUCGCGAGGAGGCAAGAAUCUUGAACAUCAGACAAGAACAGCCAUAUAUGAGAUCUGAUUUGUUCACCAAUGAGGUGUCCUGUGUGAUAGAAACCAGAGACAGAAGCCAUACUACUCAGUUAAGAAAGAUCCUCACAGAACGUUAUCCAAUGAUAACAUGGGUGGAACGGUGAAGAUGAUGACAGCUGAGGAAGCUCCGUUUUUUAAAAAAAUAAUAAUAUGGAAAGCUAAAUAUAUUGCAAGUAGCAUUUCUUCCUAGAACAGCUUUAUACUUGGCGAUCCAUCAGUGACAGAGUUGACGUAUGUCUCCCCAAGAGGUUGCGAUCUAAAAAGAACAAUCAGUAUGGAGUAAAUAGCUUUUAAGUUUGAUUUAUUUCAUUCAGGAGAGUUUUUGCACAGAUCCAGAAAAGGCGUACAUUAAGCUCCAGUUCAUAAUUCUAUCUCCCUCAGUGUAAGGAGAACCAAUAGAGAUACAGUACAAUAUUACUAUAGAUGUUCUACUUGAUGACAAUUCAUAAUUUCUGGAUCAAUCCAAUAUUGCUACAUCAGUAGCCCAUAAAAAUUACAAGUUAAACGUUUACUAAUCAGUCCAUUCACUGUUAGUUAUUUCUGGCACACAGUCUGGAAAAAAAAAAAAGGACCAAUCUGUCGUCUUCAUCUUUUAGGAGAAUUGAUGAUCUUGCAAAUAUAUAUUUUUUUCUCAAGUCUGAACUGUUUUAAUCUUUUCUUCAUCUAGAUCAUUUUGGGACCUGGCAAGUACUUCGUAUUAGGACCCAAUCUUGCCAUGGCUCCAUUUAAAAUUUUAGGUUUUUAAAGACCAAAGGGCUACAUUUUGGGUUGGAGGUUUCCUUAGGAAGUCUCCUUCCUGGUUUUUGUUUUUGUUUUUUUAAGUAAAAUAUAUUCAGACCACAAAGCAAGUUGAAUUUAUUCAUAGGGAGUCAAAUCACGCAGAAUUUGCCUUGUGUUUCAACCUGGUUGGAAGAGAGAAUGUCCAAGAAGGAAAAUUAAUAAGUAAACCCAUAAAAGUGGCAUUCGCAUGAGGAAUCCCGCAUGUAUGUAUUCUUGGCAAAAAGUUCAGUCACUUGUUAAUCAACUCACGUUUUGUUUCUCAACACAGAAAAGUCACGUUUGGGUAUAAAUUUCCCAAAUCUGCAGAUAUCUGAGUGAAGGCUGAUCCCUCUUUUGUUACUUAGUCGGUGGUAGCAGACAGUUGACGUUCCCAACGCGCGGAGUCAAUUGCAAGACUUGCUGUUUUAUAUUUAUCUAUGUAUGCUGAUUGCAAAGUCACCAAGUCAAUUGCACACAGUCACCUCUUUCUGAACAGUAAAGUCGAUCGCUUGCUCCUUCCUCGUCUGCAUUGUUGAACUUGUCACCAUUUCCAAUUUGUAGAGAGCCUGAAAAAUUGCGUCUUGCCUGAGGCAAUUUAGCAAGCCUCUCUUGACAGCUCUUGAAAUGGUCUGAAGAUCACACUUAUUUGCAUGAGCUGAAGAAUUUCCCCCCCUCCCUUUAAAAAAAAACGAUGUUGGUUACUGCAUUUGGGGGUUCUAAGAAGAUGCAAACUGUGUCCAUUGAAAAUGUUCUCAAGAUUUUAACUUUUUUGUUGUUUUUGGUUUCUUAAAAAGACCUGUAAAAACGAUGUUUUGGAGAUGAACGGGAACUAUAAUGUACUUGUUAGAUUCAUAUUCUGCCUUUUGAAUGGGGUUGCAAGGCAGCAUAGGUAAUUUUUCUUCAUAGCAAUAAUUCUGUCAGAAGGGCUAUCUUGUCAGACGCACUGUAGCUUAGACAGCUCUGGUGAGUCCGUUUAUUAGGGUCAAUGACCCCAAUUCCACUUAAAGAAGAUAGAAAUUAAAUGUUUGACCAAAUAAAAUGAAACAAAUCUGAAUUUGUUUAGCGCUUGCUACGUUUUAUUUCUUUAUGAGAUUUAGAGGCUGCUUGAUUGCAGAACGACUCUGGCCAGCUGGCAUCAAAAAAUUGGAAAAUGAUUCAUUCAAGAAACGAUUGGUUACAGCGGGUUUUUACAAGCAAUGAAACAAGACUCCGCUACCUUCAAAGAAACUAAAUAUGUUGUUGUUAGAUGCGAAGUCGUGUCUGACCGAUCGCGACCCCAUGGACAACAUUCCUCCAGGCCUUCCUGUCCUCUACCAUCCUCUGG
Molecule: messenger RNA, 3822 nt
Organism: Ahaetulla prasina
Lineage: Eukaryota; Metazoa; Chordata; Lepidosauria; Squamata; Colubridae
Product: L-threonine dehydratase catabolic TdcB-like
Exons: 12
Coding region: 203-1843 (546 amino acids)
Biological process (GO): L-threonine catabolic process; L-serine catabolic process
Molecular function (GO): threonine deaminase activity; L-serine ammonia-lyase activity
Source: RefSeq, a predicted model, not a curated record